Molecule: messenger RNA, 1818 nt
Organism: Haliotis rubra (blacklip abalone)
Lineage: Eukaryota; Metazoa; Mollusca; Gastropoda; Lepetellida; Haliotidae
Product: cleavage and polyadenylation specificity factor subunit 4-like
Exons: 7
Coding region: 92-877 (261 amino acids)
Molecular function (GO): zinc ion binding; RNA binding
Source: RefSeq, a predicted model, not a curated record
GAUCAUAAACUUCCGGUUCCAGUUGUGCAUGUGUUUGAACACUGACUUAUAUAUCGUUUUGUAGUUUCUGAAAGAUAUAUAACUGUACAAAAUGCAGGAAGUUGUGGCUCCCGUGUAUAACAUAACUUUCGACAUAGAGGUUGCUUUAGAUCAGCAACUAGGGGCUCUACCGUUGCCUUUCCCUGGCAUGGACAAAUCUGGGUCAGCAACAUGUAUAUUUCAUCUCCGACAUCAGUGCAACAAGGGCACAGCAUGUCCAUUCCGUCAUGUUCGAGGCGACAGAACAGUUGUGUGUAAACAUUGGCUGCGUGGACUCUGCAAGAAGGGAGAUGACUGUGAAUUCUUACAUGAAUAUGACAUGUCGAAGAUGCCAGAGUGUUAUUUCUACUCCAAAUUUGGACAGUGUAGUAAUAAAGAAUGUCCCUUUCUUCACAUUGAUCCUGAAAAGAAAAUGAAAGAUUGUCCAUGGUAUGACAGAGGUUUUUGUCGUCAUGGUCCUAAUUGCAAGAACAGACAUGUGAGGAGACUUAUCUGUCAAAGCUACGUCAAUGGCUUCUGUAUUGAGGGACCCAACUGUAAAUACCAGCAUCCCAAGUUUGACCUGCCAGUGAGUGACCCAGUCCAGCUGGCCAAGAAGGCCUCUAUUGUCUGUCACUUCUGUGGGGAGACAGGCCACAAAGUGCUCAACUGUACCAAGAUGCCCAACAAUGUCAAGAUGGAACAGAUGAUGAUGAAUCAACAGAUGAAUGAUGCUUCCAUUGGUGAUCAACGUCGACCUCUCGAUCAAGUCACGUGUUACAAGUGUGGCGAGAAAGGUCACUAUGCCAACAAGUGCACCAAGGGUCAUCUGGCUUUCCUCAGCUCCAGUGCUACAUGAUGUGUGUGUGUGUGUGUGUGUUUAAUGUCGUUGGGCACUGUGUGGUGUACAUGCUGUAACGGAACUGCUAAGAGUGAGUGAGUGAGCUGUGUUCUAUGCUGCUUUGAACUGUUUGACAGUUAUAUCACAGCAUGCCCACUGUGGAAGGAAAACCAAUCUGAUGCAGAUCUCAGACAUGUACCACUCUGGCGAAACCUGCAAGGACAGAUCGAGCUGAGAAAAUUAUAAAUAUUAUCAGCGGAAAUCUUUUGCACUUAAUGGUUGCAAAUCUACACAGCUAAGUGUAGUCUGAAUUGUUAAGAGCAACCAUCUGUUGAGAUGAUCCUCAUAAUUUCAACCAGGUGGAAUAGAUUGUUUAUGCAAAAAUGUUGCAGUACAUGUUUUUCUCAGUGAUCUGAGUGGAACUUGGGACGCUAUCCCUCAUACAAGUGCUGCAACUAACAGAUUGUUUCAAGUGUUGAUGAACACAGUGAACCCAAUGAAGUACUUGAUAUGAAAUGAUGUGACUUUUUGUUCAUAAGUCUUUAAUACAACAAAAAAACUCCUCCCUCUCUGAUGUAAUUUUGAUUUCCUGAUUUAAAAAGCCAUUGACAGUCUCAAAUGGCACAGCGAAUGAAUAUGUUUAGUUUCCAAGGAACGUGUCAUGAUUUCAGUUGUAUAAAUCAGGGUACGUAGGUUGUGAAAAGCAUUGUACUUUUUGGUGUAGAGUUAUACUGAAUAUAUAUAUUAUUAUUAUUAUUAUUAUUUUCAGCAUGAACUACUUUAUUGAAUAGGUUUCCAUACAAAUAGCUGUUACAGUCUGUUUGUGACAAAAUGAUACCGAUGAAUUGCAAUCUAACACAAAAACAAAUAGACAUGUCUCUGACGUCACUAAUGCACAUGCAUCUCGCUUUUCGCGCUGUUCCAUUAGUUGCCAAUGCGCCCUUGUCACAAACUGGGAA